UUUCAAUAUGAUGAAAUUAAUAUGCAGCAACUUUAUGAAAUUAACAUGCAGAAUGCACAAAAUACAACUUCCUAUGCAACCAUUAGCUUACCACAUGGUAUUGAUGCACAAUUCAUAAAUUAUUUUGUGACAUCACCUACUGUUGGAAGAAAU
Messenger RNA from Racocetra persica, 153 nucleotides. Lineage: Eukaryota; Fungi; Glomeromycota; Glomeromycetes; Diversisporales; Gigasporaceae. The record is from the annotation of a GenBank genome assembly.